Molecule: messenger RNA, 1371 nt
Organism: Eurypyga helias (sunbittern)
Lineage: Eukaryota; Metazoa; Chordata; Aves; Eurypygiformes; Eurypygidae
Gene: SPMIP4
Product: chromosome unknown open reading frame, human C7orf31
Cellular component (GO): centrosome
Source: RefSeq, a predicted model, not a curated record
AUGCCGCCUGCGUCUGCAUAUAUUUGCUGUCCAUAUGCCAACUGCGUAGUACUGAAAUAUAAGGAAUUCAAGGAGUCCUUUCACUGUUGCAAGAUUCCCUGGGGAGCAGAAAGGGAGCAUGGAGGAAUUGCACUACCUGUAUUGCCAGAAGACCACAGGAUAAAGGACAAGUCUCCAUGUACAUUGGUUAAAGGACAUGAACAUUAUGGUGGUGGUGUAGAGCCUUUGCCGAGAGGCCUUCCCACUGAGCAGUACUGUGUUACCCAACUGAAGAAAGAAAUUUGCUUUCUGUCCUUCUUCCUGCCAACUCAAACCAACCUAAGACCACUGUGUCUGCCAUUUCCCCCCUCUCAUCCCUACCAAACACACAUCUCUAGGUAUGCCAUGUUCCCAAACUUCAGAUCACCUGAGGAUCAAGACGCAGGGAUCAGUGCAAGCAGCCAUCAGCCUUUCCAUCCCAAUAUCCUUACCAGUGCUUUUGAUGUGAGUGUUCUGAGGAAGACCAGAGGUAAUCCAUAUAGGCAUGAAGUUGUCUGUAUUCCCUCUGACUCCCAGAAGGUGGCUGUGCACCGGCUGGAACAGCACAGAUACUUUAAAGGUCAAAUAUACAAUCCAAAUCCACCAAAGAUAGUGGCCCCCAACUCCUCUUCUAAUGAGCUACAAUAUAACCUUUCUCCAAGAACAACCAAUAUGCUACAAAACACUCAAAGGGCUCUGAGGAUCACAACAUAAAGUCAGAACUUCACAGGUAAGCAUUUUAUAGGUCCUAUGAAUCCCUUUAUUCUGGAUAACUAUUACAUGAAAGCCGUUGGCAGAUCAGCUGGAGAACUAGGUGAAGAUGUGGAACGAGUAAUUCAUCAUCUGGAUACAGGGCUGCCAAUAAACAAAUUUCAGAGGAUCACUGGCACAUUGCAAACAGAAGCAUUGUUGGGGCAGCUUUCAGGAAGGCCUGAACUCGAAUCCCUUCCAAAAUCUGGAUGUUCCUUUUCCUACAAAGACUUCAAGUCCAAACAAUAGGAUCAACACAGAGUAUGGGGAAACCAGUUAGCCUAAGUAAAGCAGACUUACAUUGGAUGUAAAGAGUGAGGAAAGAAUUUGGUGCACAAGCUUUGGCAUCAAGAAGCAUGUCAGCCUGCAUGGAGACCAGACGAUGGGCCAAAAGAGACAGCACUGUCUGAAUGGAUCCCUAGCUGCGAGGUUCCUCAGUGCCAGGCAGCACUCCUGGAGCUACAGCAUUCCUUCUCUACCACAGCAGUACAAAACUGUUCUCAUGAUUCCGUUAAGGGAGAGACAAAAGACAUCAGAAAUAACGUUACUGAGAGAAAGAGACAUAAAUUCUGUGGUUUCAAUGCUUUUUAUUUCUUUAACUGA